AACAUGUCAUUCUCUGGAGAGAGAGAUUCAGCACCGCAUUCCGUUUAUCACAUUCUUCCCAACUUUACUAGUAGGGGUAACUUGCAUGGAAAUUAUUACAUUUCAGGACUGUGUAAUAGAAGAAUUCGCUUGAGACGAUUGAUCUAAUGCGUUGUCUGGCAAUAUUUGUCUGUUUGAAGUCGGGUCUUGUAAAAGUGGAAUAAUAUAAUACAAGUGGAUAAUAUCAUAUUCCUGUCUGAAUCAUACAAACGAAUGCAUACAACAUAAUUUAUGAAGUGGCUAUAUAUGUUGCUGAAAAAUGCUAACAAGACUUCACUUUGCUCCUUCCUCUCUCAGACAAUAGAUAGUUUACUUGCAAAUUGACUAGAUAUCAUCGAGAAGUGUCUUCCUAAGGAUUAUUUAGAUAAUAAAAUAGACAGAAUGUCUAUGAACGCCGAUAGUCUAAUAGAAGUUUUACGGGAGCAAUGUCUGAAGAGGGGUUGCAAUGGUAUUAAGGGAUUGAGUGUAAUUUUCAGGGCAAUGGACAUUGACUAUUCUAAAAGGAUUGUAUUUGAAGAACUGAAGGAGGCUCUAGAAAGGUUUGGAAUAAUCAUGUCUGAUAACUAUUUGCAUACUCUUUUUAAUGCUUUAGAUUUGAAUAAAAGUGGCGGAAUAGAUUUUUGUGAGUUUAUGCAUAAACUUCGGCCACCAAUGAAACAGUGUAGGAUUGACGUUAUAGAACAGGCAUUUAGCAAACUUGAUGUCAACAAAGAUGAAGCCAUUAUGCUAGACGACCUCCAAGUUGCAUAUUCAUCAAACGCUAAAAAACAUCCGCAAUUUAUAUCCGGUGAGUUGACAGAAAAGCAGGUACUCCGGAACUUCUUGGACAGUAUCGAUACACCUGGAAAUCCGGACGGAAAAGUGACACGUGAAGAAUUUAUGAACUAUUAUGCCGGUGUUAGUGCAACAGUAGACGAUGACAUGUACUUUGAUUUGAUGAUGAGAGCAUGUUAUGGUCUACCUAAUAGAGGAUCUUGACAUUAUCUAUAAUUACCUUUCUUUUUCAGUUUACAAUUAACACCUUUCAC
Ruditapes philippinarum (Manila clam) is the source of this 1067-nucleotide messenger RNA. RefSeq names its product calcyphosin-like protein. NCBI's taxonomy places the organism in Eukaryota, Metazoa, Mollusca, Bivalvia, Venerida, Veneridae. The transcript is spliced from 3 exons. The record is from RefSeq and is a predicted model, not a curated record. Bases 421 to 1017 code for a protein of 198 amino acids. Gene Ontology annotation, molecular function: calcium ion binding.